AUGAGUGGCCUUCGAUUCCUCGAUCUCAUCAAGCCCUUCACGCCGAUCCUCCCUGAGGUGCAGCAGCCGGAGACGAAGGUGCCCUUCAACCAGAAGUUGAUGUGGACGGGUUUAACCCUUUUAAUAUUUUUGGUCAUGAGCCAAAUGCCAUUGUAUGGCAUUGUGUCGUCAGAUACUUCGGAUCCGCUAUACUGGCUUCGGAUGAUGCUGGCGAGUAACAGAGGAACUUUGAUGGAAUUGGGCAUCACCCCCAUCAUCUCCUCAGGGAUGGUCUUCCAGCUCCUUGCUGGCACACACUUGAUCGACGUUAACCUUGACUUGAAAUCGGAUCGCGAACUGUAUCAAACAGCGCAGAAGCUCUUUGCCAUUAUCUUGGCCAUGGGUCAGGGUACUGUCUACGUGUUCACUGGUCUCUAUGGUCAACCAUCCGACCUUGGCGCCGGUAUCGUCUUCCUUCUGAUCCUCCAAUUGGUUGUUGCUGGGUUGGUUGUUAUUCUCCUUGAUGAGCUCCUCCAGAAGGGAUAUGGUCUUGGAAGCGGUAUCUCCCUUUUCAUUGCCACAAACAUCUGCGAAUCCAUCAUGUGGAAGGCAUUCUCCCCUACCACCAUCAACACCGGCCGUGGACCCGAAUUUGAGGGCGCAGUUAUUGCGCUUUUCCACUUGCUCUUGACCUGGCCAAACAAGCAACGUGCGCUUCAAGAGGCGUUCUAUCGCCAAAAUCUCCCCAACAUCAUGAACUUGAUUGCAACUCUCGUCGUUUUCGCCUCCGUUAUCUACCUCCAGGGCUUCCGCGUCGAGAUCCCAGUCAAGUCAUCCCGUCAACGUGGCGCGCGUGGAUCUUACCCAGUCCGCCUGUUCUAUACCUCGAACAUGCCUAUCAUGCUGCAAUCAGCUCUUUCCACCAACGUCUUCCUCAUCAGCCAAAUGCUCUAUUCUCGCUUUGGCGAGAACUUACUUGUCCAACUCUUCGGUGUCUGGGAGCCAAAGGAGGGAUCCGCUCAGCUUUUCGCUGUCUCCGGCCUUGCAUACUACAUGUCGCCGCCAUUGAAUUUCACUGAUGCCCUCCUCGACCCCAUCCACACCGUUGUCUACAUCAUCUACAUGCUUGUUGCCUGUGCCGUUUUCUCCAAGACCUGGAUUGAGGUUUCUGGUUCCAGCCCCCGCGAUGUUGCUAAGCAGCUCAAGGAUCAGGGACUCGUCAUGGCCGGCCACAGAGAGCAGAGCAUGUACAAGGAAUUGAAGCGUAUCAUUCCUACUGCUGCUGCUUUUGGCGGCGCCUGCAUUGGAGCUCUCUCUGUUACGAGCGACUUGCUCGGGGCCCUCGGCUCCGGCACUGGUAUCUUGAUGGCUGUCACUAUCAUCUACGGCUACUUCGAAAUUGCCGCUAAGGAGGGUGAUGCCGCAGGAUUGAAGGGUAUGAUCAUGGGAUAG
Messenger RNA from Venustampulla echinocandica, 1431 nucleotides. RefSeq lists its product as uncharacterized. The transcript is spliced from 3 exons. NCBI's taxonomy places the organism in Eukaryota, Fungi, Ascomycota, Leotiomycetes, Helotiales, Pleuroascaceae. Bases 1 to 1431 code for a protein of 476 amino acids. Gene Ontology annotation, molecular function: signal sequence receptor activity; ribosome binding; transmembrane protein transporter activity. Gene Ontology annotation, biological process: post-translational protein targeting to membrane, translocation; SRP-dependent cotranslational protein targeting to membrane, translocation. Gene Ontology annotation, cellular component: membrane; Sec61 translocon complex. The record is from RefSeq and is a predicted model, not a curated record.